This is a messenger RNA of Trypanosoma cruzi, 1119 nucleotides long. RefSeq lists its product as uncharacterized. Gene Ontology annotation, cellular component: membrane. The record is from RefSeq and is a predicted model, not a curated record. The annotation marks the transcript as partial. Lineage: Eukaryota; Euglenozoa; Kinetoplastea; Trypanosomatida; Trypanosomatidae. The transcript has a single exon.
GAGAAACACCUUGGCAUCGAGAAAAAGGAGAGACGACUGCCACGCAAAUCCGUUUACUUCCGCCAGCAACCACCCACAAUUCGCUUCGCGAUCGGCAUUGCGUUUGUUGUCCUGCUGGUUAUAUACCUGCCACUGCAGAGCGCACUGGUUGCGUAUCUGGGGUGGGGGAGGACGCAGCGCAUCAUAUUUGCGUCCAUCUUGAUUGCUGUCCUUGUGGCACUUCCGUUGAUGGCAUUGCCCGUUUCGUGCCUUGAGAGGAGGGAGACACAACGGGAGGAGGAUGACUGCGGUGGGACGGAGAGACCGAGUGCGGGUGAUGAGGUGGCGAACGAGCGUGCGGCGGCUGGUGGUCCCCCGAAGAAGGUGGAGACGGACGUCGACUACAUUGCGCCGCAGUACCAGACGACCUUUCUCCAGAACCUGAAAACGCUGAAGUUGUGGGCUUUUCUCUGUAGCUUUUUCUGUAUUGCGGGCUCUGGGUUUGUGAUCAUCUACAAUGCCAGCUUUCUCUACGCCGCGCUUGCUGACGAAGAGGUGGACAACGCCAUCAAAACGCUUCUCACGGUGCUGAACGGGGUGGGAAGUGCGGCGGGUCGGCUACUGAUGAGCUACUUCGAGGUCUGGUCGCAGAAACGCAAGGCCGAGGACAGGGUUUCGAUUGUCGUUUCUGUCUAUUUGGCUGAUGUGUUCGUGAUCCUGUCGCUGGUUUUAUUCCUCGUGGUGCCCAGGGCUGCACUGCCGCUGCCGUACUUAUUGUGUGCCAUUGGCAACGGUUUCAGUGCAGCCUCCCUUGUGUUGGUUUCUCGGACUGUUUUUGCAAAGGACCCCGCCAAGCACUACAAUUUUAUUUUCCUUGCGUUAGUGAGUUCUACAGUCUUCCUGAACCGCCUUCUGUACGGCGAGUGGUACACGCGGGAGGCAAGAAGGCGAGGUGUUGAUGUUUGCCUGGAUUGUGCUUGUGUGCAGCUCCCGUUGCUUGUGAUGCUUGGAUUCAACGUGACGGCCUUCAUAUCCAACGCCUAUGUGCACUGGGAGUACGUGAAAUUUAAUCGUCAGGUGUUGGAUGAGCGGCGUCGCCUCUUUGAGGAGCAGCAAGAAGGCGGGGGUUUAUGGGCCUGA